CCUCAGCUGUUUACUCUACCCCCCUCGAGCUCCGCCCUCGGGUGCUAGAUCGAGUAAACAGCUUCGGGGAUAUCACCGGUACCGCUUCAGAACCAGGCGUUAACCUAUGCGUGAUCGGGUGAUAAUUAUUCCGCGCGCGCAGCUCUCUCACCCCCCCGUCGUCCACGUAGUAGUGUUUCCGUCGUAAAUAUGGGUGCCUUCUUCAGCAGGCGCACCCGGCGGGCACAGCUGGCACCUCAAGAGCCAAUACCUAAUGAAGCUCCUCUUGAAGUGGACAUAGUGGACAUAGACGAUGGAUAUGUUUUAGUUGGAGGAGGACAGAGGGAAGAAGGAGACCAGGAAGAAGAACAGGGAGAAGCUGGUGGAGGAGAAGCUGGUGGAGGAGAAGCAGAAGGAAGGGGAGAAGAAAGUGAAGGGGAGGCAAGCGAAAAUCGGGAAGGUGAAGAUGAACUCAGGGAUGUGUCUGCGAGGGGCUACAGGUUCUCAGACUCUGAGGUGAAACAAAAACUUGGCCCGCGUGUUGCUCUUGUGCAUUCAUACCAGCAAAAAAGCGAGGAGUCGUCCACACUAAUUGAGGAACUGUACAAACAGCUCUUUGUACUGCGGUCGGAUAUCAAUGGGCUGUUAGUGGGAUUCAAGCAUAGAUUGGGCUUUCAGGAGGAGACUAAGUUGAGUGUGUGCUUCAGACAACUAAGAGAGCUAGUUGGCCGUGAUCAUACCCUAAAGUUCAAAGAGGAAGCAUUGAAAAUUGACAUUGAUCCACAAGCAGAUGAAGACGCAGUUGAAGCAGUGAACAAAUUCAACUGGAUGCUAGAGAAAUGCCGCGAGCUCCAGGAAAAACUGCAUACGUCGAAAUCAUUAAUGGAAUGCAACAUAGGGGCUCUUGAGAGAGGGAGAAUACAAACUACAGCAACACUGGAUGUGAUAGAGCGAGGCAAGAAACAACUUGAGUUGGUUGAAGAGUGGGCCACACACGUCAGGUUCAUCAUACAGGAUACCAAAUCUUCCUCAAAGGCACUUGGUCCAAAACUGGUCACUGGAUCUAUCACUAGGGCUUGUGUGUAAAUAGGUAUAUAGUCUAUCACCACCACAUUCCGUCAGUUUAUCUCUGUAGCUUUUGUGUGGUAUUAUACUUUCUCUUUGGAAUAUCUGACGGCUUUUCCAAAAAAGGUCCU
Molecule: messenger RNA, 1175 nt
Organism: Geodia barretti
Lineage: Eukaryota; Metazoa; Porifera; Demospongiae; Tetractinellida; Geodiidae
Source: the annotation of a GenBank genome assembly